UGAUAAGAUCCUGGGGUGUUUUGUCAAGGGGGGGGACGACACCUUACCUUGCAUCGAGUAUAAGAGUCUUGAGCGUUUCCCCAAGAAUUGUUUCCGUUUUUCUUCACCCACCUUUCGUUUAACCAAGCUUCACUCGUUUAUAGCAUUCGUUAAACCAAAUCCAUCAAGAUGCGAGGUCUCGUUAUUCUCAGUGCGGCUGUCAGCCUGGCCAACGCCGCUGUUGUCGAGAGGAAUUACCCUGUUCCUGGACAGGAAGAGUACCCUGCUGUUCCCGACAACGAGUAUACUCCCCCGGCUGCUGCUUACCCUCCUCCUGCCGUCGAGAAGCCUUCCACCCAGCCCUCUAACGAGUACCCUCCUCCUGAGGCUACUAAGCCUUCCAAUGGUGGUGCCUAUCCUCCUCCUUCGGAGACCAAGCCUGUGACUCCUCCUGAGGAGACUCAGCCUACUGGCGUCUACCCUCCUCCCGAGAAGAGCACCGACGUCUAUCCCCCUCCCGAGAAGAGCACCGACGUCUAUCCCCCUCCUGAGAAGAGCACUGAUGUCUAUCCUCCUCCCGAGAAGAGCACUGAUGUCUAUCCUCCUCCCGGAAAGACCACUGGUGUCUAUCCUCCCCCUGAGGAGACUACCAGCGCCUAUACCCCCCCCGAGGAGACCACUGGCGUCUACCCCCCUCCUGAGGAGACAACUGAUGUCUACCCUCCUCCUUCCGAGACUCAGCCCGAGGAGCACAGCUCAACCGAGACUCCUUACCUCCCUCCCACCGAGACUCUUCCUUCCGCUGAGAGCUCUACCGAGACUCCUUACCUUCCUCCCAGCGACACUCUCCCCGCUGAGGGCACCUCCUCAACUGAGACCGGCUAUCUGCCUCCCACUUACACGAAGCCUUCUUACACCAAGCCAACCUACACCAAGCCUUCGUACACCAAGCCCGGCUACCCCGAGACCUCUCAGUGGACCACCUCAACCAUCUACACCACCAAGGUCCACACUGUCACCAAGUGCCCUCCUGAGGUUACCAACUGCCCUGAGAAGCCCCAUGUCACCACUGAGACUUACGCUGUCUCUACCACCAUCUGCCCUGUGACUGAGACUCACGUUGUCCCUCCCAAGGAGACUCACCCCGUCGUUAUUCCUCCUGUUCACCCUGGUAACGGAACCUGGACUCCUCCCAAGCCUCAGCCUCCUAAGGAGUCUCACCCCAGCUACCCUCAGCCUCCUGCUCCUCAGCCCCCUAAGGAGUCUCACCCCAGCUACCCUCAGCCUCCUGCCCCUCAACCUCCCAAGGAGACCUACCCCGCUCCCCCCAAGGAGACCCAGCCUGGCGUCACCCCUCCCAAGGAGACUCACCCCGCUCAACCUCCUGCUCCUCAGCCCCCCAAGGAGACUCAGCCUGCCCAGCCUCCCGCCGAGUCUCACCCUAGCUACCCUCAGCCUCCUGCUCCCAGCAAGCCUGUCGAGACUGCUCCCGUUGUCCCUGCCCCUAGCACUCCUGCUGAGACCUACCCUGCUCCUCCCGCCACCACUCCCACCCAGGUCACUGCCGGUGCUGGACGUGUCGGAGGUAGCGUCGGAGCUGCUCUCUUUGCGGCUGGUUUUGUCGCCUUCUUCCUGUAAAUAAUUUGACUGCUCACGCGGAGCAACGAGUAUAUGACGGUUUGGAGAUAUAUACGCUGCAUAGUAUAUGCACCUAUUACCUGCACCUAUUACUUUCUAUUAGAUAAUUUCUUAGAUUAAUAUGUUUACGGGCAUGAAGCCAAGUAAAGUGUUUACUAUUCAAUA
Fusarium verticillioides 7600 is the source of this 1782-nucleotide messenger RNA. RefSeq lists its product as hypothetical. The record is from RefSeq and is a predicted model, not a curated record. Bases 169 to 1617 code for a protein of 482 amino acids. The transcript has a single exon. NCBI's taxonomy places the organism in Eukaryota, Fungi, Ascomycota, Sordariomycetes, Hypocreales, Nectriaceae.